AUGGAGCUUUCCAGAGCCUCCCGAGAGCUGGAGCCUGUGAUGGGUCGUGUUAUCCGUCCCUUAAAGCAAGUGGGAGGAGGAAUGCUAGCGUCUGUAGGAGUGGACCCCUCAUCUAAAGCAGAAGGAACGGCUCACACUGCAGCCCGGCGCUGUCUGCUCGCUAACACCGCGCUUGCUCCUCUGAGGGCGGGCCCCGAGCGCCACUCGGCGGGACGCGAUGUCAAACGCAUUUCUGCUUUCCCCAGCUGGAGGGAGGACUGCCAGCAGCUAACACCACCCUUCUCUGACUGCGGCCGAGUCAGUGCGGCUGCAGGUAUCCGUAAGGUUCAGCCUCGGCGUGUCACAGCCUCCUUUCUGUCUGCUUCUAGAAAGCGUGUGAAAGAGAAAGCCAGGCUCCGCUUGAGGGAGUUCGAUGUCGGAGACAAGUUCACCCGCUUGCCGCUGCCCCGAGCCUCGGUGCUGCUGCCGCUGGUGGUGAGGGAGGGCAAGCUGCACUUGCUGCUCACCGUCAGGUCCAUGCAGCUGAGAAGAUCGCCAGGAGAAGUGUGUUUUCCAGGAGGUAAAAGUGAAGCAAUUGAUAAAGAUGAAAUUGAUACUGCUCUCCGAGAAGCUAAAGAAGAAGUGGGACUCCAGCCAGAGAAGGUGGAAGUCAUCUGUAGGCUUGUGCCUGGAAUUGAUAAAAUGAAUCACUUGGUAACACCGGUUGUAGGAUUUAUAGAGGAUACGUUCCAGGCCACUCCUAAUCCAGAUGAAGUGAGUGAUGUUUUCAUCGUGCCAUUGGAGUACUUUGUUAAGCCCUUAAAUUACAAGGCCUUGCCCUAUAAAACCUCAUCUGGUUACUCAAGUUGGAUGCACUGCUUUACGUAUGAUGACCAGGAACGCAAAAUGUCAUUCAAGAUAUGGGGACUUACUGCACACUUUGCUGUAUUUCUUGCUCUUGUAAUUUUUGGAGAGAGACCUACCUUUGAAGUUGAUUAUGACCUUGACAACUUGAUUUCAUCCUCUGAGAAUAAUUUCAUGAAUUUAUAUGCGUCCUUAUAUGAAAGAAAGAAGAGUAAUCUAUGACAAACUGGUCUGGAAAUGAAUUUAAAUUGAAGGAGGAAAAAAGGUUUUGUUUAUUCCCUUUUUAACUGUUAUUGUUU
This is a messenger RNA of Mesitornis unicolor (brown roatelo), 1142 nucleotides long. RefSeq names its product nudix (nucleoside diphosphate linked moiety X)-type motif 7 (gene NUDT7). Bases 1 to 1065 code for a protein of 354 amino acids. Lineage: Eukaryota; Metazoa; Chordata; Aves; Mesitornithiformes; Mesitornithidae. The record is from RefSeq and is a predicted model, not a curated record. Gene Ontology annotation, molecular function: coenzyme A diphosphatase activity; acetyl-CoA hydrolase activity; manganese ion binding. The transcript has 4 exons. Gene Ontology annotation, biological process: nucleoside diphosphate metabolic process; coenzyme A catabolic process.